Messenger RNA from Symbiodinium sp. CCMP2592, 3381 nucleotides. NCBI's taxonomy places the organism in Eukaryota, Dinophyceae, Suessiales, Symbiodiniaceae. The record is from the annotation of a GenBank genome assembly.
AUGGAAGCAUUGAGGAACUCGUCAGCAGUGAUUCCGGCCGAUGCUGUCGCACAAGAAGUUGAGGCCAAGGAUGAUGCGGCUGGGGCUGUCACCCAUGAGGAGGAGAGCGAGGCAGGACCAUUGAAGGUGUUCGUGUGCUCAGACGAAUUCGAGAUUGCCUGCGGAUGUGCGAUUUGCUUCAGUGUUUUUGUUAUUUGUCUGCAGACCGACAGUGUGGACCUCCCCUUCUUAAUACAGUUCUCGGAAAGCAUGGUCACUGCCUUCUUUUUACUGGAGUGGUGCCUUCGCGUCCGGGUUUUCGGCCUGAAGUGGUUCAAGGACAGCGAGCACCUCCUGGACACCUUCAUCGUGUGGUGCCCCGGGGUCGUCGUCGUCUGGAUCAUGCAGCCGCUUCAGAUUGAAGCAGAAGCGAGCGACCUCUUCAAGUUUUUCCGUAUUGCCCGGAUGCUUCGAUUUGUGCAGCUGGUGAAAGCCUUCAAACACGUUAGUGCCUUUGAGGAUCUCUGGAAGCUGGUUCGCGGACUCGUCAGCAGUGGAGGCACUCUCGCCUCAGCAAUGAGCCUUAUCGUCUUCAACCUGUAUGUGUUUGCCAUCUUUUGCUGCGAGCUGAUCGGUUUUCAGCAGUUCCCCGCGGAUGCUUCCGAUGGCGCCAAAGAAGCGCAGGAGAGGUUCAAAGGGAUAAGUGCGUCCAUGUUGACGUUGACGCGCUUUAUGCAUGGUGACGAUUCACAGGGCAUCAUGGAUGCCUUGGUGGAGGAGUUGCCUUGGAUUUGGAUCUUUCUUUGGCUUUUUACCGCCAUGUCAUCCUUCGUUCUUCUGAACUUGGUGACGGCCGUGAUCGUCCAGCAGGCCAUGGACAUGUCGAAGGGUGAUGAGAAGGAGAUGGCAAUUCUUCGGAAAAGGGAACAGGAACGGGAGAUGAAAGAGUUAGAGGAGAUGUUCCGCGAAAUCGAUGAAGACGGAAGUGGUAUCGUGAGUCUAGCAGAAUUCAAGGAGGCCUUCAAAGAUCCUGCUAUCUGCGACAAGUUUCUGAUGCUCGGGCUGAAAGAGGAGCAGGCCAUGGAGCUCUUCUCGCUGCUGGACACUGGCGGUGAGGGAGAGCUGGAUCUCUCCGAGUUCAUGCAAGGCAUGUCCCAGCUGAAGGGGGUCGCAAAGAACAAGGACAUGGUCAUGCUCACAAAAGGCAUCGAGCGCCUGGGUAAAGGCAUCAUCAGGAUGGGAGAAGGCAUGGGCUUGCACGGCUUGAAAGAUGAGCAUGAGAAUGAUGGCGUCAAUGGAAAGCUGGAACCUUUGCGAUCCUCCUGCCCUUUUCUCGAGCAGGAGGCUCGGCUCCAUCUGCCGUACGACAUCAGCAAUGCCGUGUAUUUGGAGGUGCAGUCCAACGAGGAGCCACUCUUUAGCUACAUGUUGCGCUACGUGAGCAAGUCUGUCCAAGAUGCCAAAAGCAUCCGUGCAGACAUGGGCAAGGGGAGAGGACUGGGAGCAGACGACGACGAGAUUGAUGACUUGCUCGUCAUGGUCAAGGGCAAGGGCAAGGUUGGCGGUGCAAGCCGCAAGCGCAGGCGGGAAGUUCAAAUGCCUUCAGGCAACAUCGGCCUCGGUUGGCACUCGUUCGAUUUCCAGUGGGACGAGGGCAAGACGUGCAAAGUGACGGUUGUUCUCCAGCGCAUCGGGCAUCCGACAGGUGAUGGUCCGUCCUUUUUCUCAUCGUUGGUUUUGUUUGUGGAGGGGACUGACCAGAUGCCACUCCUCAAACUCUGUCAGAAGGCAGCUGACAAUGAGACCAAGCAGAAAGCGAAUCGGGUAUCGCUGUGGAGAUUUGAUACCAAGUAUCACUUUUGGUCGCGAAUCUCCAGACGGAUGGCGCGCAGUCUGGACAGCAUCGUGCUGGAAGAAGGCGUGAAGCGACCACUUCUGGAUGACCUCGAGUGGUUUCUGAAAGAUGAAACGCGGACGUUCUAUGCCAAGCAUGGAAUCCCUUAUCACCGCUGCUACCUGCUUCAUGGAGAACCCGGUACUGGCAAAACAUCUUUCAUGAAUUCCGUAGCUGGACAUAUUCAGCGCAACCUUUGCUUUAUCCAGAUGGACAAGCACAUGACUGACGACACAUUUAGAAAUGCCAUGACACAGUUGCCGGCACUCUCCAUGGUGGUUCUCGAAGAUGUAGACGCCCUCUUCACUAACCACCGUGAAGCAGAUCACAACAAUUCAUCUUUGUCUUUCAGUGGCUUCCUAAACUGCUUAGAUGGGCUCGGGGCUCCGGACGAUGUGGUAAUCUUUAUGACCACGAACCACCCGGACAAGCUGGACCCGGCUGUGAUGCGGCCUGGACGGAUUGACCUGAAAGCGGAGUUUAAGAAGCCGAACAAGGAUGUUGCCUCGAAGUACUUCCUGACGUUCUAUCCUGGCGCGGAAGAUGCUGCUGCAUCCUUCGGAACCUCAGUAGGUGGGCGCAUUUCAGAGAGGAAAGUGUCCAUGGCUCAGCUGCAGCACUUUUUCUUGGCCUGCCAUCGACAAGGCUUCGAUGCAGCAAAGGCUGCAGAAUACAUCAGUGACUUCCUCUUUGAUGAGCCGCGCGAAGGCGGAGAAGGCAAGCUGAAAGAGCGCGUGGGCAACCUGCGGAGCAAGGUGCGGGAGCGCUUGCAGAAGUCGGAGGACGAGAUGUUGCGCUUGUCUUCUCGGAUGGACAGGAUGCUGAAGCAGACGGAGGUUGCCAUUCGACGAAUCAAAACAGGUCAGCCGCCAGGCUCUGGCCAAGCCGACAGCUCCAAGGAUGAUUUGGCAAAGUCGCGGAGCCGAAGGAGGGAUGGUGACAAGAAGGAGAAAGACAGCAAAGAGCAGAAAGAGCUCAGGGAUAGGAAGGAGAAGGAGCCACGCGAAAAGAAAGAGAAGCGGGAGCAUAAGGAACCCAGGGAACAUAGAGAUCGUGAGCACAGAGAGCACAAGGAGCGACGAGAAAGGGGCAAGAAACGGGGCGAGGAGGAGGACGGAGCGACUCUCGACCGCGACGGGGAUCAGGCCGUGGCCGGUCGCGUUCAGCAAAACGUGGGAGACGCGAUGAUAGCAGAGAGAGGGGGCGUCGUGGUGGCAGAAGCAGGUCAGAUGGUGGACGUCCGGGCGAGGCCCUUUCUGAAUGGGGGAUCCGGCUUUGGAUUCAUCCGGCCAGAUACUGGCAAGGUUAACGACAAGGACCUUUACUUCCACUGCACGGCGGUGAACAAAUCUGUUCCGUUCGACGAGCUGAGGGUCAAUGACGAAGUCAAUUAUGAGGCAGUCCGAGAUGAUCGGAAGGGCCAUCCCACAGCGAAAAAUGUGAGUCUGAAGAAUGGUGGCAGUAGCAGUAAGAGAAAAGACUCACGUUCAACUUCGCGACGUCGUUAG